AGCCCAUAUUUCCAAGCUGGCUUUGGGUUAAUGGCUUUAGGUGUUGGCCUUACCGCUCUCCGACAAGGUGCCGUUUUGGGGACAACUGCCCUUCGACGACGUCUUUUGGUUUCUCUCGAAAUAAAUAAUAAAGACAAAUCUUACGAGUGGUUUCUGGCUUGGAUGGCUCACCAAGCCGGCAAACCUUCGAAAGGAAAUGUCGCGCUACGCUCGGCCCCUUGGGUUCGCAGCCAUCAGCUCAGCGUGGAGACCAUCGUAGAACAGCGAAAGAAUGGGAGUUCUUCAGCGGCGUUUAAGCUUGUUGCUGGUCCCGGAAAUCACUACAUCAACUACAAGGGCGCUUGGAUGCAGGUGAAACGCGAACGAGAAACACGAUCGAUGCAACUCAUGUCGGGAGUCCCUUGGGAGACCGUAACAUUAACCACCCUUUCUCGUGAUCAAAACUUGUUUCCUCAACUCCUUUCAGAAGCAAGAGAGCUUGCAAUGCGAGGUCAAGAGGGCAAGCUUGUUAUUCACACGGCAUGGGGUAUUGAAUGGCGGCCUUUUGGUCAACCGCGACAGAAACGACCGAUUCAGAGCGUCGUUCUGGAACCUGGGGUGGCCCAGAGGGUUGAAAGCGAUAUUAAAACAUUUUUGGAACGGCGGCAGUGGUAUGCUGAUCGAGGUAUACCGUAUCGCAGAGGCUACCUGUUACAUGGCCCACCCGGUUCUGGAAAGACAUCCUUCAUUCAAGCUUUGGCUGGCUCUUUGUCGUACGACAUUUGCGUCCUCAACUUGUCGGAACGCGGUCUCGCGGAUGAUAAGCUCUUUCAUCUGUUAUCGAAUGUUCCCGAACGCAGCUUUGUGUUGGUUGAAGAUGUCGACGCUGCUUUCAAUAAACGUGUUCAAACGUCGGAGGAUGGUUAUCAAUCAUCUGUCACCUUUUCCGGCUUCCUAAAUGCCCUUGAUGGUGUGGCCUCAGGGGAGGAGCGAAUCAUCUUUAUGACCACCAACCACGUUGAGAAACUAGACCCAGCUCUUAUUCGUCCAGGCCGUGUGGAUAUAUCCGAGCUAAUCAGCGACGCAAGCCCUAAACAAGCUCGGAUUCUGUUUGAGCGAUUCUAUGGUGAAGGUGAAAGCAUCAAAGGCAUCUCGAACAACGAGGUAGAAACGUUUUCAGAGCAGCUGGAAAAUAUUGUACAUGACGAGAUGCAAAAUGGUAGGAGGGUCAGCAUGGCUGCGCUCCAAGGCCUUUUCAUCCGAAAUGAUGCUCGAGAAGCCAUUGCAACUUGUCGAGACCUAUUUACAACACGGAGGACGGCGCCUUUGUAG
Messenger RNA from Laccaria bicolor S238N-H82, 1311 nucleotides. RefSeq lists its product as uncharacterized. Bases 31 to 1311 code for a protein of 426 amino acids. Gene Ontology annotation, cellular component: mitochondrial inner membrane. The transcript has 5 exons. NCBI's taxonomy places the organism in Eukaryota, Fungi, Basidiomycota, Agaricomycetes, Agaricales, Hydnangiaceae. Gene Ontology annotation, molecular function: ATP binding; ATP hydrolysis activity. Gene Ontology annotation, biological process: protein insertion into mitochondrial inner membrane from matrix; mitochondrial respiratory chain complex III assembly. The record is from RefSeq and is a predicted model, not a curated record.